Messenger RNA from Toxoplasma gondii ME49, 789 nucleotides. Its product is annotated as DNL zinc finger protein. Gene Ontology annotation, biological process: protein import into mitochondrial matrix; protein folding; protein stabilization. Lineage: Eukaryota; Apicomplexa; Conoidasida; Eucoccidiorida; Sarcocystidae. Bases 1 to 789 code for a protein of 262 amino acids. Gene Ontology annotation, molecular function: protein-folding chaperone binding; zinc ion binding. The record is from RefSeq and is a predicted model, not a curated record. The transcript is spliced from 4 exons. Gene Ontology annotation, cellular component: mitochondrion.
AUGGCCGCAGUACAACUCCUACCUUCUUCACUCAGGCGGAUCGGUCUUACCGUCCUGUCGCCUUCCUCCUGUGCUACGUCUCUCGCACAUGUCUCUCGCCUCUCCUCUCUCUGUCGUUCUUCUUUUUCUCUGUGCUCUUCACCCUUCUCUCAAGUUUCCUCUUCCAGUCAGUGCCCACCGUUUGCUUUUUCUCGUGGGUACAUCUCUUCUUCCUCUUCCUCUUCUUCCUCUUCUUCUUCUUCCUCUUCUUCUUCCUCUUCUUCCUCUGCUUCUUCCUCUUCUUCUUCCUCUUCUUCUGUCUCUUCUUCGUCCUCUUCUUCUUCUGUCUGUCCUUCUUCUCUUUCGGCUUCUUCCUCUGCUCCUGAGGUGAAGAUUGACUUGAGCCGAGUGCCUGGGACCGGAGCGAGGAAGGGCAGUCCAGAGGAAGACCUGCCUGCUGCGGACGUCUACGUCCUCCUCUUCACCUGCAAACCGUGUGGAAGGCGCUCUGUGAAAAAGUUCUCCAAACGGGCCUACCAUCACGGCGUCGUCAUCAUCAAAUGUCCUCACUGCGAGUCGCUGCAUUUGAUCGCCGACAACCUCGGUUGGUUUGGCGCAGGACCAGAGACACUGGAAGACAUUCUGAAAGCAAAGGGAGAAAAGCAAUUGAAAGCGCUUUCAGCGGAAGAUCUGUUGGACCUCUCGGAGCUGCGGGCCUCUGGGGAGACAGGCUCUGCGCCUCCUCGCGCCGUCGAGGCAGACACCAACCGUGCAUGCAGAGACGAGACCGACGCGAAGUCAAAUGUGUGA